Hemicordylus capensis (graceful crag lizard) is the source of this 5344-nucleotide messenger RNA. RefSeq names its product solute carrier family 36 member 4 (gene SLC36A4). The record is from RefSeq and is a predicted model, not a curated record. Gene Ontology annotation, molecular function: L-alanine transmembrane transporter activity; L-proline transmembrane transporter activity. Gene Ontology annotation, biological process: L-alanine transport; amino acid transmembrane transport. Bases 617 to 2167 code for a protein of 516 amino acids. Gene Ontology annotation, cellular component: vacuolar membrane. NCBI's taxonomy places the organism in Eukaryota, Metazoa, Chordata, Lepidosauria, Squamata, Cordylidae. The transcript has 12 exons.
CUGCCCGGCAAGUCCUGUGGCACUGGCAGAAGCGUCGGCAAUGGCAUUUGCACUUUGUGCAGCAGCAGGCUUGAAACAAUCGGGGGAGCGCUGGGCGAGCGACUUGAGCAUUCUUGCAAAAUCCCCCGUUUAAGGUUGUUGCUUGAAGGAGUGUUGGUUUUGCUAGAGGAACGUUGGCUGCAUGUAUCCCUUGCCUAGAGAGCUGCUCCUUUUAAAAAUGCACGCGGAUUUAAAGAGGCGCCCGUGCCUAGCAGUGAUUUGCGUGGCUGAGAGUUUAAUGUUAGAAGCAAGUGGCGGUUUCUUUGCUUUAAACAUCUCAAGGGGUGAGGCGGUCAGGAUGGUGGCUCUGAAAAAUAUCAGGAUAUUUGGCAAUAACAAUCUCGUGAGUGAAUUGAUUCAGACGGAGCAGAAGAGGAAUUGAGGGUGGGGGUGGAGAAGUGAGGCCCCCCCUGGCCUCAAGAAGUGUUGUGGGUUCAUUUAAUUUUGGCUAGGGGGGCUGUUCUCGUGUGAAGACUCCCACCGGAAAUGCAGGGAAUACCUGGACAUGUAUUUAUAGCCCAGAGCGGUGUACAUCGUUAUUCUUAUCUGCACAACAACCCUGUGAGACCUGGAAGUAAUGAAGCCUUUAAUAGAAGAACAGAAUUCAGAUGAUGAAAAUGAAUUGUUGCCAGAGAAUAGAAAUGAAUUGCUGCCAGGUGAAAAGAAAUAUCAGCAUGAUGAUCAAGACGGCAUUACGUUUAUACAAACACUCACUCAUCUUCUCAAAGGAAACAUCGGAACUGGGCUCCUAGGGCUUCCACUUGCAAUAAAAAACGCAGGCAUUGUGGUUGGACCAGUCAGCCUUGUGUUCCUUGGCAUUGUGUCCAUUCACUGCAUGCACAUUUUGGUACGAUCCAGCCAGUACCUAUCUCAAAGAUUGAAAAAGUCUUGCUUAGGGUAUAGUGACACGGUUAGCUGUGCGAUGGAAGUAGGCCCCUUUAACUCAUUGCAGAAACGUGCAUCUUGGGGAAGGUGUAUUGUCAACUUCUUCCUUGUGAUUACCCAGCUGGGCUUCUGCAGUGUUUAUUUUGUAUUCUUAGCAGAAAAUGUGAAACAAGUUUAUGAAGGAUAUUUUGAGAACAAUGUUGAUGUUGUCAACGACACAGGAACCAGUGGUGCUUCUGGCAAAAGGACCUUUGAUCUGCGGCUAUAUAUGCUCUGCUUCCUUCCUCUUAUUAUCCUCUUGGUCUUCAUCCGUGACCUUAAGAGCCUGGCUGUGCUUUCGUUCUUUGCAAACAUAUGCAUGAUCAUCAGCCUGGUGAUAAUUUACCAAUAUGUUGCUCAAGAUUUGUCGCAUCCUAAGAAACUGCCUGCAGUGGCUGGCUGGAAGAAAUAUCCUCUCUUUUUUGGCACAGCUGUGUUUGCUUUUGAAGGCAUAGGAGUGGUGCUACCCCUCCAGAACCGGAUGAAAGAAACCAACCGCUUUCCGCUGGCACUCAACAUUGGCAUGGGAAUUGUGAUGACCUUGUAUGUCUCGCUGGCCACCCUGGGGUAUAUGCGCUUUGGAGAUGAAAUUAAAGGCAGCAUCACUCUCAACCUGCCACAAGACAAAUGGUUGUACCAGUUUGUCAAGCUUCUAUAUUCCUUUGGGAUUUAUGUGACCUAUUCGAUUCAGUUCUACGUUCCAGCAGAUAUCAUCAUUCCUGAUCUUGUCUCCAGAGUGCAUCAGAAAUUGCAACUUGGCUGUGAACUAGUAGCGAGGACGCUCUUGGUCUGCUCCACCUGCAAACUUCAUUACUUGUGGGAGUUCUGUACCUUGCCUACAACCAUGAAUAACAAGAAAUUGUGCCUAUGGAAAACAGGGGGUGCUCUUGCUGUUUUGAUCCCUCGGCUGGACAUCGUCAUCUCCUUCGUAGGAGCCGUAAGCAGCAGCACUUUGGCCUUAAUCUUGCCACCGUUGGUUGAAAUGCUCACUUUUUACAAGGAGAAACAAAGUCUAUGGGUGAUCCUGAAAGACAUAUUUAUAGCCUCUAUUGGAGUGAUCGGUUUUAUAACUGGCACAUAUGCAACUGUUGUAGAGAUCAUUUACCCUGUUUCCAUUGGUUUUGUUAAUGCUACGAAGGUUUUGACAGACAGUUCAAAUGCCUCGUACUUGGCUACAGGUUUCAAUAAUGUUGGAAGAUUGUGACUCGCUUGAAUUCCUUAUUAUGGAUGUAUUUGAAAACCAAAGAUGAUGAUGUUCUGAAUGUGAAGGUUGGAGAUGAAACUCUAUCAGAUGUUCUUCUGAAAACUCAAAGCAACUUCUGUCCAACAUGCAAGUCUUUCACACCAGGAUUCCUCUCCUCCUUCCUUUCCAUUCCACACCCAUCUAGUGAAGAACAUUCUUUCAAAGCAUCAUGAUAUUUUGUAUAUUUUAUUUGCAAAUGGGAUCAAAAAGUGUUCACUGAAAGACCCAAAAUGCUACCCAACAAGCAUUUGGCCAAAACCAAACCAUGGUGGUUGUCUCCAUCAAGUUUUUGGUUCAUGUCUUGCGUGGCCCCUGUCUACCAAGAACCUCUCCAGUGCAAGCCCCAUAGAAAUUUUGGCACAACUCUGCAAGUAUGCAGAUGUUCUUUUAUACAAAUCCUAUUGCAUUUUCAUGGGCUUACACAGGAGUAGCUCAUAAGGGAUUGUACUUCCAAGCAUCUGGGUUUUGAGCUAGCUUACUUCUCUCUUCAUUUCCUUCCCGAGAAGGGUAGUCAUUCCUAACAUGAAAUGGAUCUAAACUAACAGCUUCCAUAUCAGACAGUAACUACAGAGAGACUAAAUGUCUAAACAAUUCUUCUGAAUGACUUAGAGCAUGCCUUGGGAUUACUUCUUUGUUACUGCCACUUGUUUACAUGUAAAGAACGCCCCCUACCCCCGACAAAACCUUUGCUAUGAUGGGAUUUUGCACACAUGAUAUCUGCAUGAUAUCUUUCUAAACUAUGAUCAACCACAGUUUUUCUAUAGGCUAUAUUCCUUCCACAGUACUUAAUUCCAAAUGUACAAAUUUGCAAAAUGCUGUAUUUUUCUAUUUAUUCUGAACUCUAGAGCAACUCUAUAUUUGUAUUUUAGCACCAUUUAUUACAGAGGAGAUUUCUGCAGUGUUCCUUCUUAUAAGGAGCAAAGACACACAAUACCAUGCACUUUUCUUUUAAGGAAACAAAUUUUGAUAGAUCAUAGAUGUUGGGAUCAGCUGUUGAAACCUGUUGAAAUCAGUUUGACUUCUCACAUCUGUUGAUGGGCUCUUGACACAGGGUUGCACUCAUUCCUUCAAAAAGCCUCCUGUCAUAAUUCUGUAAGCAUGGAAAACUCAUGCAUGAAGAUCUGUGUUUGUUAUUUUUGUUUUUUGGUGGUUGUUUUUUUGGUCACAGUCCUCCAAGAAGGUCUCCUAUGCAAGUUCCAUUGAAAUGAAUGGAAGCUGACAUAGUGCACAGGAGAACUUCCUAGUAGUUUUUGCCCUUUCUUUCAAAUGUUGUGGGGUCUGCAUUGCAUACCAUCUGUCUGUCUUUGUGCUGUCUUCAGCAGAUGUGGUGCUGGGCACAUAUUUCAUCUGGCACCAAGGUAUAGUUCACAUACUAUCCUGGAGAUGGAGUCAUAGCCCCCUUCCCUCACCCUCAAAGCAAAGUGGGGGCAUGCUCCUGGUGUACAUAGGUCUGAUUCACAUAAUCCUUCCCCCUCCAAAAAAAAUGGGGCAAUGCACGAUCAGGUUUUUGUGGGGGUGUGGAAGUGAUGUGGUGGGGUGCUAUUGCGCCCUUCCCAUUUAACUUGUGGCCAGGACUCCUCAUUUUCUGAGUGUGUGUACUGGCCCCCAGGCCUUCUGAACUGCAUCCAUCGCUGAAGUCAAACUCAGUGUGCACUUUAAUGGAAUAAGCCUACUUAGAAAUAACACUAGCACUUGCUUAUUCCCAAUAUAUGUACCACUACACAAUGAAAACAUGAAGCAUAACUUCAGCUUCUCGACGCUUCUUCCUCUCCCCACUUCCCAAUGAUUUCUUCUUAAAUGAGGGCCAAACAAGAUGAAAGGGUGGCAGAUCCAUGUGUAUAAACUCGGUGUGGAGAUAAGGGAAGAAUCUUCUUUCAGAGCAAAAGAUCUGUGUCUCGAUGUCGCUUCUACUCUUCCUGUGCUCCAAAACCAGAAGUGAGCAGCUAGAAAGGCUGCAGGGAGGUAAGGAGCAGAUGGAGCAGGGUGGGGGGCGGGGAGUCCAUGCUCCUCACCCAUAUGCCUAUUUUGCUCCUUAAAUUGGCCCUCCCCCUUAUAUAUUGUGUGCAGCUACAGCAGAUUCAUGUUUAAAUAGACUGAUCUGAUGUCCCUGCAUCUAGUCUGGUCUGGAGCGCAAACACUUUGUAUAAAGAUAAUUGUUUAAUUUGUCUAGUAAACCCAACAGCGACUUUUAGUGUUCCCCUCCUUUUGGUUUUGGCAGCUCUCUUUGUUUCUUCAGAGGAUACAAAACUGCCAAAUCCACUCGGAUCAUCUGUUCCCUGUCCUGUGAAUUGCACGUGGAGGCCUCUGUGCAGAGUUUGUGCCAACAUGCUGAAGGAUUUGGGCAGCGAUGCUUAAAUGGCAGUAGUCUUUGGCCCACACAAACUGAUGGCAAGGCUGCAACUGUCCAAGUGAGGCCAUGCUGCCCAGAGUCAUGCUUGCUGAGUCCAUAAGUGCCUUUUGCAAAGCAAAAAGUGCUGGGCACCCAGCAUCUCCUCCUAAAGUGGGUGCAGACCACCACAUCCAACAUUCAUCUCACCAGGAACACUUGGACUCCAGUCCUUGGAAGCAUCCCAUCAAGGAAGCUCUGACAGGGAUUCAGAGACAUGCAGCCCUACAGUGAACCAUGAAUGGGUCUUAUCUGGCCAAUCCAUUACUCAACUGAGGAUUUGGCUUCCUUUUCCAUUCUCCACCUGAAUGUGAAGUACUCUCUUAAUUUUGAUUUAGCUCUUUUGAUGAUGUUAACAGGUGGGGCUUAACUCCAAACAGUGUGAUGUUUGCUCAGUGUGAACAUUUUGUAUUUAAAACAUUUGCACAGUAUGUUUUCCCAGUGUUUUCCUACUAUGUAGGGCCUUAUUACGUCUGAGGGGCUGGCUCAUGGCAUAGUUGCACAGGUGGAAUGCCUUCAUGGCACAGGCACUACUCUAGCAUAAAUGGUUUGUGAAUAGCUCCAAACAGCAUGGUUUGCCUAGCUUUAGUUGGUCUAAGAAAGUGAGGGGACAGAUUCUCUAGGAAAAGGCAUUCAAGGCUAGCAUGUGAUUUAAGAUCUCUGAAACUAGCAUGCACAGAAACAAGGUUUCAGGGAAGACUUGCCAAAGAUCUUGAAAUACAGCAAUCUCUCUCUCUCUCUCUCUCUCUCUC